Ahaetulla prasina is the source of this 4950-nucleotide messenger RNA. RefSeq names its product protein spinster homolog 3-like. The transcript is spliced from 15 exons. Gene Ontology annotation, cellular component: membrane. NCBI's taxonomy places the organism in Eukaryota, Metazoa, Chordata, Lepidosauria, Squamata, Colubridae. The coding region runs from base 529 to 1983 and encodes 484 amino acids. Gene Ontology annotation, biological process: transmembrane transport. Gene Ontology annotation, molecular function: transmembrane transporter activity. The record is from RefSeq and is a predicted model, not a curated record.
AAUUUUAUAUAUUGAAUGCCACGUGGGAUUCUCAACCCAGUUUUAUGCUCAACAAUUUUAAGAGUUGAAGACCAAUGCUAAAAAGAGUAAAUACAGAAGUUGGAAGUACAUUCUGGCAAUUUUGGCCAGCAAGAUGCUUUUGGAGAGGUUGCCACAAAGAGGAGGAAGUCGAUUUAUUUUCCAAAGUGCCAGAGGGCAGGACAAGAAACGAUGGAUGGAAACUAAUUAAGGUUUAUAAUCCUAACGUAGCUUAGCCUUGCAAUAGAGAUGCCCAUGGACACCUUGUCUUCUAAGCCAUUUGAGAGAAGCAGGCUGCUUUUCUCACUGGCUUGUGAACAUGUUGGAUGGAGGGGAACCUUGGAAAUUCUGCGGCCAGUACACAGGCGGCUUUUUACAGGAAAUGACUGAGCAAAGCUAAGUUCCUCCUGUUGAGGGCAAGGCCAAAACUGAAGCUCCUUGUAGAGCAACAGACAACUGCCGGACCAAGGUAUGGGUUUCUGCAACUAAUCGGCAGCAUUGACCAGGAAGAUGGAUGAAGGAGUGAUCCCAGACCUGCCACCUCAAUCCCCUGCCUCUGUCAAGGCUUACGGAACCAUGGAAUCAGCUGAGCAACCUCAAGGAUCAUCAAAGCCACCCACCAGACGGGCUUACAUCGCUAUUGCUACGCUUUGCCAUCUGAACCUGGUGAAUUACAUGGAUUGGUUUCUUGUAGCAGGAGUGCUUCUCGACAUCCAGAAAUUCUUUAAUCUUACAGACCAGACUACAGGCCUGUUACACACUGUUUUCAUUCUCUGUUUCUUGUUCUCGGCUCCUGUUUUUGGAUACCUUGGGGACCGAUACAAUCAGAAAAUCAUCCUCUGCAUCGGAAUAUCCUUCUGGUCAACUGUUACCUUUUGUAGCUCCUUCAUUCCUGCCUCGAUGCCCUGGCUGUUUUUUAUUUCACGGGGACUGGUGGGUGCUGGUACCUCCAGUUACUCCACCAUAGCACCCACCAUCAUUGCUGACUUGUUCGAGAAAGACUAUCGGACGUGGAUGUUGUCAGUCUUCUACAUCUUCAUACCUGUUGGAAGCGGACUCGGUUAUAUCCUGUCAUCUGGAGUGGCGCGUGCAAGCGGUUUCUGGGGCUGGGGCUUCAGGGUUACUCCUUUUAUGGGAAUUACAGGCUUGAUUCUCCUAAUUCUUUUAGUCCCUAAACCAAAGAACAAGACGCUCGUAGCUGGCAAGAGUACCAGAACCUCAAACUGGUUCAAAGACAUUUCUUCUCUUUGCAAAAACUGGAGCUUUAUAGGAUCCUCGCUGGGUGUAACUUGCAUGGGUUUCAUCACUGGUGCUCUCGGUUUCUGGAUUCCUGUGUUUCUUUACAGAGCUGAGGUUGUUUUGGAUAUUAUACAACCAUGCAGCAAAAACCCAUGUGAAAGCCACAACAGUGAGAUAUUUGGAGGGAUCACCAUAGCAACUGGCAUUUUGGGGGUCGUCAUUGGAGCAGAAGCUGCCCGAAGAUACAAGAAGGUUAACACCAAGGCUGACCCUCUUAUCUGUGCGAUGGGCUUGCUCUGUUCAUCUCCAUGCAUGUACUUGGCUAUUAUGCUGGCUGGGAAGAGCAUUGUAGCUGCAUAUAUUUUUAUUGCCCUUGCGGUGUUUUUUUUAUCUUUAAACUGGGCCAUUGUGGCUGACAUCCUCUUGUAUGUAGUGAAACCCGCCUGUCAAUCAACUGCACUUUCUCUUCAAAUUUUUAUGAGCCAUUUGCUGGGUGAUGCUGGCAGCCCCUACCUCAUUGGGAUUAUUGCAAAUACAAUCAAAGUGCACCAAAGAGAUAAUUCCACUUUCUGGGAUUUCCAGAGUCUGAAAUACAGUUUUGUGGUUUGCAUUUUUGUUGGUGUCCUUGGAGGAGGCUGUUUCCUCCUGACGGCUGUUCAUAUUGAAGAAGAUUCGAAGAAAGCUGCAGCGCCAACAACACCGCCAGCAACACCAAGACAAGAUUAACAGAGUUGGAAGGGACCUUGUAGGUCAUCUAGUUCAACCCCCCCACCCAAGCAGACCCUACACCAUUUUUGACAGAUGGCAGUCCAGUCUCUUCUUGAAAGUCUCAAGUGAUGAAGCUCACACAACUUCCGAAGGCAAACUGUUCCAUUGGUUGAUUGUUCUCACUGUCAGAAAGUUCCUCCUCAUUUCUAGGUUGAAUCUCUCCUUGUUUAGUUUUCAUCCAUUAUUUCUUGUCUGGCCUUCAGAUGCUUUGGAAUAUAGCUUGACCCCUUCCUCUCUAUGGCAGCCCCUCAGAUAUUGGAACACUGCUAUCAUGUCUCCCCUGGUCCUUCUCUUCACUAGCCAGGCCCAGUUCCUGCAACCGUUCAUUGUAUGUUUUAGCCAGCAGUCCCCUAAUCAUCUUGGUUGCUCUUCUCUGCACUUUUUAUUUAUUUAUUUUUAUUUUUAUUUAUUUUUAAUUUGUCAAUCACAAAUAAGGUAACAGGUAAAAGUAUAAACAUAAUUUGGAUACAUGAAAAGAAUAAGUAAAAAAAAAAAAGAAUAUUAGGACAGGGAUGAUAGGCAGGCGGGUUCACUUAUGCACGCCCCUUACAGAACUCUUAGGAAUGGGGUGAGGUCAACUGUAGACAGUUUAAGCUUAAAGUUUUGGGGGUUUGGGGAAGAAACUACAGUCAGGUAGUGCAUUCCAGGCAUUGACCACUCUGUUACUGAAGUCAUAAUUUCUGCAAUCAAGUUUGGAGCGGUUUACCUUGGGUUUGUAUCUAUUAUUUGCUUGUGUAUUAUGGUGGUUGAAGCUGAAGUAGUCAUUGGCAGUAGGACAUUGUGGUAGAUAAUUUUAUGUACUAUGCUUAGGUCAGAUUGAAGUCUGCAUAGUUCUAAAUUGUAUAAGCCCAAAAUUUGGAGUCUGGUGGCAUAAGGUAUUUAAUUGUGAGCAGAGGAGCUCAACAUCUUUUUUAUAGUGUGGUGACCAAAACCGAAUGCAGUACUCUAGGUGUGGUCUUACUUAUUUCCAUUUUCAUUGUUUUAGAAAUAAUAAUCUUUUAUGAUUUUAAUGCUUUUAAAAUGCUAAAUUUAGUAAAUAAAGCACUUUCCAUGUAUCAGACUGCUACUUAAAAGUAAGCUUCAUGAUCAGAAAAGUGCGAUGAUUGGUGACAUUAAUAGAAUUUUUUGUUGUUGCUCUAAACACUGGGCAUAUCAUAACUGGCCUAGAUUGGAAGAUGAUAGAUUUCAUUCCUUUGAAAGUUCUUCUGAAUCCAUUUCCCUUUAGCCCAGAAAUAUUUUAUGAUCUCUCAAGAAGCCUAAGGCAAUAAACUCCAUUCACUUUUGCUUUGUUAUUGUACAACAAUGCUGCCAAGUCAUCUUGGUUAGGGGAAAGACUCAUUUAUUUGCUGUUUAGAUCUGUAUCCUGCCCCCAGGAGCUUAAGAUGGCCAAGAUUGUCCCAUAUUCACUCAGAGAGGCUUUUGGGAAAUUGGAGUCAAGUUUCAAAUGAUACCAGUCAAUGAAACUGUUAUAGUAAAUUUCCCUCAGAAGGUUGGAUGGUGAUGGACUUUGAAUUCCCUUCCAGAUAUUCCCCUGAUCAAGUAAACAUUUUCAUUUAUUUGAAAGCUUUAUAGAUCACCCAGCAAAUGGAAUUUCAGAUCUGUAUCUAAACAUAAAUGUACACACACGGCGGAACUAAAACACAAAACAUAAAUCCUUAAAAAUAAAUCUAAAGAACGGAAAUACAUCAGCUAGGUUGAUUCCCUACCCAAUCAGAAUAAAAAUUCAAUCAGUAUUAAAAUCUCCAGAGAAAUAGGAAUGUUCUAAAAUAAAAUGGGAAAGGACCAUUUCAUUCAAUGCCCUCCUGAGGAAUCCAUUAGUUAAAGUGGAGACUCAAGAUAAAGUCUACCCUCAGCCAUGGAAGAUGACUAAUUGUGGAGCAACCGGGGUGGGAUAGUAAAUUUUUAGCAACCAGUUCUCUGCCUAGUGCCUGGGUAGGCAUGGCCAUGGGGGCGUAGCCUAUUCGGCCUCCUGAACCAUGGCAGGGUGGUGUUUUCACCCUCCCCAGGCUCUGGAGGCUUUUCCUAAGCCUCUGAGAUUGUGGAAACGGCCUCCCCUGGGCUCUAGAGGCCCUCCGGAGGCCAGAAACAGAUGCGUUUCUGGUCUUCCAGGACUUCUGGGAGACCCGUUUUUCACCCUCCUAGAACCUCUGCACGGGCCCUGCAUUUACCUGACAUCCAAAACGGGCCGCGUGGAGACUCCUGGGAGGGGAGAGGUGGGGUGGGCAGGGCCAGCCAGUCCUUGCAAAUACCAGUUCGGCGAACCAGAUGUAAAAUUAGCAUCUGGUUCACCCAAACUGGUCCAAACCGGCUGAAUCCCACCCCUGGGAGCAACCUAUCACAAAGGUUUGCUCUUGUGGGGAGAAAAACAGUAGUGGGAAAUGAUCCCUUAAAGUUCAUAAACAUGUCAAGGUAUAAAUGAAAGUGGACUAUUACUUCCUGUAUUUUGGAAAUGCACUGUAGUGGUGGCCCAAUACUGGCUUAUUUGGAGUCAUACCACUCUGAUUUCAACUGGCAAACUGUUAUUACUCCUUCCCUAAUGAAGGAACAUGUAACUCCUGAAAUACUUCUUCCAGUUCUUUGUACAGUCCCAUUAGCUAUUGCAUUCAGGAUUGGGGGCAAUGGUACUCCCAGUUAGUUGUUCUGAAAACCAGGUAAUCACAAAAUGUAGUUUGCAGGAGGUAAAAAAAAAAAAAUCAAGAUGGUAGCCAUUGUGAUGUGAUUAUGCAUAAAAAAUAGGCGGUAUUUCAGUUGCACAAUUCUGGCUGCCAUCUUGACAUUUUUAAAAUUAUAAAUUAUAAUUAUAAUUAUAAUUAUAAAUUAUAAAUUUAUUAUAAAUUAUAAAUUAUAAAAUUGUGCGUGCAUAAGCGCACAAACGUGCCUACCGUUCCUGUCCUAUUGUUUUUCUUUUCUUCUUCCUAUAUAUAU